AUGCUUAUCGCCCAACCGUUUCCUACCAGUACCCCUGCUGCCCCUUCUCGAGCUGAGGGCCCUGCUGAAACCAACGCAGCGAAGAGUCCCGCCGUUGCUGGGACGAAAAGCAUCCGAGAGGAUCUUCGGACGCUCACGCUCACUCCGCAACCCCUCGCCAGGUUCCCUCUCGAUAAAGAUUUGUCCUCUGAGGACAAUCAUAUACCCCCCAUACUUCGAAAUGCUCCCAGCCACCUUCGCAGUUGGCUCUUGGACGUCACGGUUAACGAGGAGGACAAAUCAUGGGUUCAAGAGCAUUACGAAGAAGUCGUCGAGGCCAUGCCUGUUCGACUCGAAUUGUGGGAAAAUAAUAUAAUUCUACAAAUACCAUCUCAAAUCCAUCAAUUCGCCGGUCGGGUCAUCCAGAGGGCAAUGGAUAAAUAUGAAUCUGGCACCCACUCUCUCACACUUAUGGAAACUGCUGAUGUCCCUCUUUCUGAUAAGCAUUGGAAACAGUGCGACAUCCAAAUCUAUGACUUAGGGCCUCCACCUGACAAUGCCAGCCCGGCAGUCCGAAAGUCUUACUCGUACCCCACUGUUGUCGUCGAAGUCGGAUUCUCUGAAUCCGCCGCGGCUUUAGAUUUCGACGUUGCACGAGCUCUCUGCUUGACGGAAGGGAGGCUGUGGAUCGGCAUUGCCCUCAAUAUCGGCAAAGGCCGGAUGCCUGUCCUCACCAUCAGUGUCUUUUGGUUUGGGCUAGACUUGAUGUCAGAAGAGAAGGUUGCAGAAGAAAGGAUUGAAUCCAGGUCGAGUGUAUGGCCGAUACGAGGGGCAUUGGGUACCGGUCACGUAUCAAGACCAAAGACGCUACAAUCAUUUCUUGGCCAUCGGGCCAGAGACAAUCGAAAAAAAUGGGGAACGCGGCAAACCGGUCUACUAUUGUGUGAAAAAGGAUUCCUGGGUAAGGAUGGGCAUGGCCCUGAGCAAGAUAUCAUUAUCCAGGAGGGGUAUUAUAAGCGUGCUUAUAAGGACUAUGAUGCUCCUGCUCUGACUAUCCCUGCUGAUGAAUUGUGGAAAGCCCUGUUGAAAUGUAAAGAAGUAACAGGAGUGCUAAAAAGUGAUAUGGAGUCCUACAAAAAUACUGGUACCACUGGGGAACCCGACGCCGAGGAUUCCGAGCCAAGUGAAAGGCGGCGGCAACGGGUAGUUAUGGAGGUUGAUUUCGACGCUCCUGUUCCGAAGAAGUUGAAACGAAGCCACUGA
This is a messenger RNA of Desarmillaria tabescens, 1242 nucleotides long. RefSeq lists its product as uncharacterized. The coding region runs from base 1 to 1242 and encodes 413 amino acids. Lineage: Eukaryota; Fungi; Basidiomycota; Agaricomycetes; Agaricales; Physalacriaceae. The transcript has 4 exons. The record is from RefSeq and is a predicted model, not a curated record.